UGGCAGUCGUUUGUUGUCAAGGCGAGUCAGCUGGAGCGGAAAGACUCGGGGCCGGUCGGCAUGGCAACCGCCAGCAACAAUACGUGCACGUGAUUUUCAGCGCGUGCGCUGCUUGAUUCAAUUGAAGAACGAGGACGUUCAAAUGUCCAUUCAUUUCCAUUGACUCAUUCACUGUGAUGGUGUUGUGGGUCAUUGAUUUCUAACUGAAGAGUUGCGAGAAGAUCCUGAUUCGUGGCAGCUGUCCGGUACAGUGGAUUUCUGAGCUCGAGGCCAACUUUUUUAGAUGAGUGACGACUGACGUCUAUCAGGACGACUGACAUCGAUGCAAUGCGGUGGUGGUUGGCGUUUAUCGUUCUCCAUGCGGCUCUGGUGCUGACGAGGGCAGAUGCGGCACCGCGAGAGCAGAAGUUGGUUGAGAAGGGCGACCGGGUGAAGCUGGCCUGUCCUCGAGGAAAGGGAGCGCGAGCUCGCGAUAACCUGUGGAAAGCCGACUUUCGCUGGUACCACAAUGACCGGCGCAUCGCUCUGAAACCCACCCGCACUGAUGAGAUCAUCAUGCUCGUCAGUGACCCGGAUAUCUCUGUGAAGGGCAACAAGCUGAUCAUUCGCAAAGCUCAGUUUCACGAUGCCGGCAACUACAGCUGUUUCGUGCUGGUGCCGAAACCGCCGCGCUGGUACAACUAUACAGUGCUCGUCACUCAGCCGCCCCAAGACCACCGGGACGACGACUAUGACUACAUGUACGACGACGACGACUACAUGUACGAUGACUAUGGCUAUUUGGACGACUACUACCCCGAUGAGUUGGACUAUGAAGAGGGAGACUACGGCGGCCAGACCUACGGUGACUAUCCGGACUUUGAGUGCGACGCUGACCACACGAACGGGACUUCGGAUGUCACGACGCCAUGGAACGAAGUGAUGACGUCAGAGAGCGGAGUGAUGACAUCAGAGAGUGAAGUGGUGACGUCAGAGAACGAAGUGGUGACGUCAGAGAACGAAGUGGUGACGUCAGAGAGUGACGUAGUGACACCGGUGAGCGCCAACACGCCGGAGGGCACCACUGAGGCUGCUGGCCCAGAGGCGGGCUCUGUGACGGUCGACGGCCACGUCACGGCUCAGAAGGUCCAGCGACCCCGAGCGCCCUACUUUGAGGACCCAGCCUCGCUGAAGAGGGAGGUUUCGGCGCCACUGGGGACGACAGUGACAAUCCAAUGUCCAGUGAAAGGGUUCCCCCAGCCGCGCGUCCAGUGGCUGUUCAACUCGAGGCCGGUCUCUGAUCUGUCCACUUUCGACACUCGCUCGGUGCGGGUGGGACGCACCUGCAUCCGUAUCAGACGGGUCACCACCUUCUUCGCGGGCAACUUCAGCUGCGAGGCGGAGAACGGGCUCGGCACCGCCCACCAUACGACCAAGCUGACCGUCUCCGCCGAGGUGGACGAGGUGUUCCCGGCGGUGACCCCCGGCUGGCCGCGUGACGUCUCCGCCCUGGCCGGGGGACCGGUGACACUGCGCUGUCCCGGCCUCUGGGGCUGGGACAUGGACCUGUUCUGGGUGUUCCACCAGAAGAACUUCAACAUUAAGGAUAUGGUCGACCUCAGCAGGAUACAUAACAACGCUGUCAGACAGUAUGAUAGCCGCUACGACAUCAGCGUACGAGACCAGCUGACAAUCCGGAACGCGUCGGCCCACGACACUGGCCUCUACACGUGUAUAAAACUCAACAACCUGGGGUUCAACUACAGCCGCGCCCGCGUCGAGAUCCUGCCGGAGAUUCCCGAGACGCACAUAUCGGUGCAGCCUCUGAACGCCUCUGCGGGUCCGGGCGCGUCUGUGACACUGCGCUGUCCGAUGACUGCUACCGGAGGCUCCAGAGAGGACAGAGUGACCGUGUUCUGGCUGUACUCCGAGACCGAGCCGGCGCGGAUCACAUCCGUGCCUGAGCUGCAGAGGGCCAGAGAGAUGGCCCUGACUUCGGAUAGGCCCAACACGACUGACUCCACGCCGACCUCUACGGCGCGGCCCGGCCCGGCUGAAGAAGACCCUACCCUGCCACUGGUCGCGACUCCGACGACCCCCAUCACCGCCGCGACCGUGCCGACGGACGACUCACAGCUGGUGCUGACUGACCUCCAGGUCACCGAUACGGGGUUCUACACGUGUGUGGCCGUCAGCGAGCGGCGCGUGCUGAAGGCCUGGACUCAUCUGGAGGUACUGGAGGAAGAGCCUCCACGGUACAGCCAGGUAAAUUGGCUGAUUGUCAGCGUCACCGGCCUGCUACUGGGGCUGCUGACCUGCGCCGUAUGCACCACCUGCUUGGUGCGACAGCUACGGCGGUUGAAGACGCUGCCUCGACAACGCGUGGUGGUCGAAGACAGUCCCGACUCACUGCAGCCACGGGUGCGGAUUGAGCGCCAAAGCCCGGGCUGUAAGCCGCUGGUCGCCCUCCUACCAGACGACCCCACCUGGGAGCUCGACCGGAAGCGACUGGAACUCGACACCCCGCUGGGCGAGGGAUGCUUCGGGCGGGUUCUCCGCGGCAGGCUCAGCCAGCCUGACGGCAGCUCUGACCUGGUCGCAGUGAAGAUGCUGAAAGACGGGUUUUCCGACUCGGACCUUGUCGACUUUGUGUGCGAGAUGGAACUCAUGAAGAAGAUCGGCAGGCACGUAAACAUCGUCAACCUCCUGGGCACGUGCACACGCGGUGACACGCCCCUAGUCGUGAUCGAGUACGCCCGCUACGGAAAUCUUCAGACGUACCUGCGUGAGCGUCGCGAGAUGCCCAACUAUGAGCGGCCGUUCGAUGUGGAGGUGCCGACCCUGUACGACCUCACCCAGUUCGGCUUUCAGGCGGCCCGUGGCAUGGAGUAUCUGGCUGCCAAAAAGUGCGUGCACCGUGACCUGGCCGCCCGUAACGUGCUCAUCGCUGAGAGCGGUAUAGCCAAGAUCGCCGACUUUGGUCUGGCGCGAGACGUACGCGACAAAGACUACUACCGAAAGGUGACAGACGGCCGGCUGCCGGUCAAGUGGAUGGCCCCUGAGGCGCUCCUGGAGCGGCUCUACACCUCGCAGUCGGACGUCUGGUCGUUCGGAGUGCUCCUGUGGGAGAUCCUCACGAUGGGAGCCAUCCCGUACGCCGGCGUUCAGAGCGUGCCAGACCUGAUCGCCUCGCUGAAGGCCGGCGAGCGACUGGCCCGGCCGACCGGGUGUCCCGAGGAGCUGUACGCCGUGAUGCUGCACUGCUGGGAGCUCGAGGCCCACAGCCGACCCAGCUUCUGUCAGCUGGUCGAGCGGAUCGGCACCAUGGUCGACGGCUUCGCACCAAAUGUGUAUAUGGUGAUGCAGGGGCAGGGGUCCCCGCAGCCGGACGAAGUCGCUGGUGCGGCCACACCACCACCGGCCUAUGUGAACUCACCAAGCGGGGGCGAGCCGGACACCAACGAUCCAAGUCCAGUGUAAGCGCCGCCACACGGCGCUCUACCAACCAUGUGAUGCGCGAACUCUUUGUGAUGAGUGUGUACUGUUCGUUGUGUUUCAGGCCUGGAGCAGAAACUGAGCCGCGUGCUGUGUCCCGAGAAAAAAAAAGAUUCGUAAAAGAUUUAGUUGUGGACUAUGGUGCAAGUUCCGCUACGCAAUUUGGCUGUGUUUGCGGAAGACUCAUGUGCUGAGAUUCGGAGCUCAGAUUAUACGUUGUAUCAAAGCCAUGACCAUGAGAAAGUUCGUUUGCGCUCGGAAGCUAUGCGCCGGGCUGAGUAGUAGACGAUGGUCUUCAUGAAAGACAGACUGGCUUUUUUAGUUGCGGAUGUAAGAACAUUUGCUAUGUUAAGUGUAAUGAGCUGACAUGAUUACGCAGUGGGAGCUCAUUAAUUACAUUCAGCUUCAGAAGUGGUGAUUUAAGCUGUUUAUAUUGCUCAUGUUUGUUGUCUGCUGUUCAGUGCGCUGAUAUGACGUACUGAAGGCUGUGCUCGUCGGCCUGUAGACUUGUUUGUGAUAAUCCAGUGUACAAACACGUCUCUUCUUCAAAACCAGCUCAGGUAUGGUAGGUACAUGACAUGUAGUUCCAUGUAGUUCAUGUAGUUUCAUGGACAAGAACCUUGCCUAGUUCUGAUAAGGCAACCGGGUAGGUCAAUGUGAUUUUGAUCUCUUGAAACCCUGAGCAGGAUGAGGAAGCGCCAAUAGUGAGAUACUUCUGAUCGAUGGUCGCUGAAUCGGGUUACUGCAUAACUCAAAAGAGUUCAAAAGUUUCAGUCAGUGAGUGUUCCUUUGGGUGUCAUUGAAAGCAAUGAGAGUUCCUAUGUUUUUGUGCCCUUGUGUUUUCGAUGGCAGUUUGUGCUUGUGUCAACCCCGAAACUGUUUGUCAAUAAAUAUCACUUUUGUA
This is a messenger RNA of Amphibalanus amphitrite, 4378 nucleotides long. Its product is annotated as fibroblast growth factor receptor 2-like. The transcript has 17 exons. Gene Ontology annotation, biological process: cell surface receptor protein tyrosine kinase signaling pathway; positive regulation of kinase activity; multicellular organism development. NCBI's taxonomy places the organism in Eukaryota, Metazoa, Arthropoda, Thecostraca, Balanomorpha, Balanidae. Gene Ontology annotation, molecular function: ATP binding; transmembrane receptor protein tyrosine kinase activity. Gene Ontology annotation, cellular component: signaling receptor complex. Bases 328 to 3459 code for a protein of 1043 amino acids. The record is from RefSeq and is a predicted model, not a curated record.